AUGCUGUCGGACGUUCGCCAAAGCUUGCUCUUCCGGACGAUAGAUGCACCCUCAGCUACAUUGGUUCAGAUUCGUCAAUCUUACAUGCGACACACGCCCCUAUGUGAUGGAGAGAAGUUCCUUCAUAUUCGAUUUUAUGAACGUAAUAAGGACUACGAGAUCGCUUCAAGGUGGAAGAGGUUACUUGGAUCUAAGGUGAAGAGCCUCCAUCAAGUUCUGCGUAAUGACUGGCUUCGCGACUGUCUUGAGAAACUAGAGCCAUUUCGCUCUCUAUGGAUGGACUUUCAGCUUGGAUGUUUUCCAUUGAUUCUGAGCUGGCGAUGCAGACAGGAAAUUGAAUAUUACCUAAACCAGAUGUAUGACAUCUGGCAUAAAAUUACCAAUGGCGACACCUACCUCUGUGAUGAAUACACUAUCGAGAAGCUCGGGGGUCUUGCGCCUGUAUGGAGUUCUCAUGAUCGCUCGGCAAUCGAAACCUUGUUCGCCACAUAUCAAGUCUUCCCUCGUGCACAUGAUUCUACUGUACGAGCUCAAAUUCUUCAAAGAGUACUUGCUGUCGAAGGACUUGUUCUGAAUUUCCAGACAUUUUUCAAACACGUCAAGGUACUAGGAAUGAUUAUGCUUCCUUUGAGAGAGUUGUUUCCAGCGCGUGAGCUAUUCCCUCCAAGAGAUGAUUUUAACCUAGUAUCCAGACGUCUUCCUUCCGUAAGGGACAUUCUAAUUCAGCGUUGCUACAAGCAGCGUGAGCAAAAUCAGCAACAACAUUUAUUGCAAUACAGCGAAAAUGAAGAGCGCUUAUUCGAAUGUAGCGACCCCGGAAAGUAUGCGUAUUGGCAACUAUGUCUUUACCUUUUUCGCCACGCGAAAAGCCACUGGAAUUCCUACAAAGAAGCAAAAAACCAGAGAGAAUUAUCAGAGCCUCCCGGAUGGAUCAUUCGACUUGGCCACUUUGCACGUAGGCUUGGGUUUGAGUCUGCCGAAAUCUCUUCUCUAUGCAAUCACGAUCCAGAUCUCUCACAGAUUCGCUUGCACAUGCUUCAAGAACGACCAAAUCACUUGUUCUCUACGCCUGCAGACAAAUUCGAUGCAGAAGCUUAUUCCCGUAAGACUGGCCAAGCAAUCUUUAAGCCUCGCCCGCCUGCUCUGACUCCAUUGAUGACGACUGAUAAUGCGGCUACUCUACGGAUGCCUAGAAAUCACCCAGAGCUAUUUCUCCCAACAAUAUGGACUGCUCUUACUCAAGAGCCAAGAUAUGCUUUGACAGAAUACGGAAUACUUGUGUUGAUUUCCAUGUCUUUCUUCGAGAAAUUCGGGUCAAAAUCUGCCCGCAGUAGUUACGAAGGCUUCCAACCGACCCGACCGACUGAACCAACCCCACCAAACCAAUCGGCUCAAUCGGCCCGAACACUAUUGCGCUCUUCCUCUAUAUACUCAGUACCCGAAUAUCCUGAUCAUCUGGCUAAGCCCCAUGGUAACCGCAUCACGUUCUGGCAUUUGCCACAAAGUCGAGAUAUGCGUCCCCAGGCUGAACACUUGUGUGAUGCAACAAAAGAGGGCAUUGAGAAAGUAGUAGCAGGUAUUCGUGCGCAUAGCCACGUGACCUUGUUUGCUCUUGUAGAUAAAGCUGGAAUACUUAAGGUUUGUAUGCACUCGCAACUUUGGAUUCGUCGCAGACAAUCUAAGCAACCCAAUAAUAUAUACUACGUACAUGACAAGGCGAACAGUAGGAUUUGGAUUUCGAAGCAGCUUGAUAGUUAG
Messenger RNA from Bipolaris oryzae ATCC 44560, 1758 nucleotides. RefSeq lists its product as uncharacterized. Bases 1 to 1758 code for a protein of 585 amino acids. The transcript is spliced from 3 exons. The record is from RefSeq and is a predicted model, not a curated record. NCBI's taxonomy places the organism in Eukaryota, Fungi, Ascomycota, Dothideomycetes, Pleosporales, Pleosporaceae.